GAAGGAUAAACCAAGGCUGUAUAAUGCCAGAGCUCGUGAUAUACAUUUAUAGUAAUUCAGGCCUACUACAUGUAUUCUUACGUGCAUACUAAAAUGCUCCACAGGAACUCGUACGUAUCUGGGGCCAGGAUGAUAAUAAAGGUAUCCAAAUCAGUAGUUGCUUUAACAUACGUGUGCUGGUAAAAGGAACGCUAAAGUACAGAAUGACUGAAAGCGAUAUUUGUGGAUUGGAAACAGGCAACACCAACAAAGGGAUCAAAUUAGCAGCGUCUCACAUCCAGUUUACGGUUGGCUUCGGUCGUUAGGUGCGUGGAAAGCGUUUUGCCCCUACCACGGAGCUUUCUUAUCGACACAUUUGAUACCCUAAACCUUGGAUCUUUGAUCUCAAGAAAACCAUUGUCUACUUUGCUGCCGUCUCCAGUCGGCAUUGGUAGGCGCGGAAUAAGUAGGUAGUGGAAAUCGCCAGCGAAGUGUAUGUCACUCAACAUUCAGGUAGUUUUCAGCAGUUCUUCUUUCCACAGCUAAACUGCUGAAUGACAAAACAGAGAUUCACUACUUGAAUCCACUUUUAGAUUCCAGUGAUAUGCACGUUGUUCGGGAAACAUUUGGGAAUUCAUUUAUUUUAAUGAUGCGCCUGUACGUUUCACAGUAUUCCACGCGCCUCCAACCGAAAUGGUCAGGGUUACAGGUAGCAUACCCAUAAUGUACCACCCUCGAAAUGACCACUUCGAAUGUCCAAGUUUAAGAAAACCGCCAUCGGUACCUUUAACGUCAACAGUUGAUAUUCCGAAUUCACGAGUACAUAAGUCCACCAUGAGUUGUCCGGCUUCUACGACUCAGCACUUGUCUCAUGCUCGUAGAUAUCAAAAAUUUAAACCAGCCACCCAAUCGACUUAUCGCUGGACUGCACUAUCAAUCGAACUCCCGUUGUAGCGUACAGCCAAUCAGCUGUACAAAGCGAGAGUGAUAGAAGGUUGGUUUGCGUCAGCUUUUUGGUUGCUUUCAGGCCAAAAGUUGACAGAACACAACCGAAACGCACUUUACAUUUGGUUCACACGAGUGAACAUAAUUUGCACACGCUAAUUUGACAACAAGGUGCACAGUCUGUGCUUAAGCUCCAAUCAGCGUGCGAACAAGGUUCAGUAGCGGGUGAGUCCUACUGCUUGCACCCUGUGCAUGUAGUUUCGGCUGCGUCGCACACAAACACUGAACUACAGCUGUAAGCCACUGACCAUUCGGCGUGAUUUGUUAUUGUCGACAUGCCUCUGACAGAUGUUAAUCAAGUCACCACGAGUCUAAAUACACUGCAGCUAAGGGAUGCGGCCACCUCGUCGUCCAUUUCGUCACAUCACGUAAUUGCUGUUGGUAGGCAGGUGAAGCAAUUUACAAUGAAUUCUCCUACUUGUGUCCUUGGAAAGCAAGGGAACCAAAAUGCUGCUGCUUUAUCCCCCGAGGAAGGGAUCGGUAAAACACGGGAUUUCAUAAACUGCCCCAUUGUCCAAGAAAACGGCCAGCGUCGAUACGGUCCGCCGCGUGGUUGGAAAUCAGACCCUCCUCCCAGAGGUUGCGAAGUGUUUAUUGGAAAGAUACCCAGAGACUGCCUUGAGGAUGAACUGAUUCCGGUCUUUGAGCAAAUCGGUCCGAUAUACAUGUUUCGUUUGAUGAUGGAAUUCAACGGAUCAAAUAGGGGUUAUGGAUUCUGCGUGUACACUAAUCGGGAAGACACGAAAAGAGCAGUACAGGAAUUGGACAAUUAUGAGAUCAGGAAAGGGAAAACUAUUGGGGUCUGUUUCAGUGUUGACAACUGUCGCUUGUUCGUCGGUGGCAUACCAAAGAGCAAGACGAGGGAAGAGAUAAUGACUGAAAUGAAGCGAGUGACGGAAGGUGUCAAAGACGUUAUCUCUUACCCCAGUGUGAACGAUAAGUCAAAAAAUCGGGGUUUCGCGUUCGUGGAGUACGAAAGCCACAAAGCAGCUGCGAUGGCUCGCCGGAAGCUUAUCCCGGGACGCAUCCAGCUGUGGAACCAACAGAUUGCAGUAGACUGGGCCGAACCGGAAAGGGAGGUCAAUGAAGACAUUAUGUCCAAAGUGAAGAUUCUCUACGUACGAAAUCUUAUGCUUUCCACUACCGAAGAGUCACUCCGUGAACACUUUGUCAAGGCUGCCGGGGGCGACCCAAAUUGCAUCGAGCGUGUGAAGAAGAUAACCGAUUACGCAUUUAUUCACUUUAAGGAGAGAGAGCAGGCCGAAAUUUGUCUCAACAUUCUCAACGAUACCACAAUUGAUGGUUCAAAAAUUGAAGUGAGCUGGGCCAAACCAGUGGACAAGAGCGAAGCUAACAUUCGGCAGCAGUCUAAUCACACAACGAACAAACUUUUCGGCGAACUUGAUUUGGGUAAAGAGCUCCGGUCGAAUAACCCUCUGCUGAUUGACCCCAGGACAAGCUCGAGUCUGUCUAGCACAACUGGUUUACUCUCUCAUCUAGAUCCCUCCAUCCCUUUUAUGCUCUCCCAUAUGGGACAGCACGCAGCAAUCUCUCCGGAUAUUUUACCCAUGAAUCCAACGUUGCCAUCAUCCUCGGGAGCUACUAUGAAUAUUGGAAGCCCUGGGUAAGUUCA
Dicrocoelium dendriticum is the source of this 2617-nucleotide messenger RNA. The record is from the annotation of a GenBank genome assembly. Lineage: Eukaryota; Metazoa; Platyhelminthes; Trematoda; Plagiorchiida; Dicrocoeliidae.